This is a messenger RNA of Pelobates cultripes (western spadefoot toad), 16174 nucleotides long. NCBI's taxonomy places the organism in Eukaryota, Metazoa, Chordata, Amphibia, Anura, Pelobatidae. The record is from the annotation of a GenBank genome assembly.
GUUCUCUUAUACAGCAUGCGCACCAUCCCUGUAUGCCGCUUUGUGAUUGGCUGGAUCUGGGAGCAGCUUCCGUUCCUGCUCUGCUCUGAUUGGCCGCCUGCUGCUCUCUGUCUCUCGCUGAUUGGUGGGUUCAGUUCCCCUGUCAGUCAGUCUGGGCCGAUGAGCCCCGCUGCCGGGUUCGUGAAGGAGCGGCCAGAGUAUCGGGCCUGACAUGGAGCCGCCUCCCGGGCCCCGGCCGGUCCCUCCCCCCCGCAGGACGGCGUCCGGGGAGCACCGAGCCGCGAGUCCCCCAGGCGGGGAGCCCAGAGCAUGCUGGGAGAGGGCCCCUGAGAGAGCCCGAGGGCCCCACAGGGAGAGCGCCGUCACCCAGACCGUGCUCAUAGUGCUGGAGAAACGGGGGGAAAUGGCACCAACGCAGGCCGUGGCGCAGCUCGAAAUGGCACCAACGCAGGCCGCGGCGCAGCUCAAAACGACACGUCGCCCGUCCAUCGAAACCGCCUCCGGAACAGCACCAACGCAGGCCGCGGCGCAGCUCGGAACAACGCGGAGCCCUGCCACCGAAACCGCCACCGGAACGGCUAUGGAAACCGCCACCGGAACGGCUAUGGAAACCGCCACCGGAACGGCUAUGGAAACUGCCACCGAAACGGCACCAGCGCAGGCCAUGGCGCAGCUCGGAACAACACGGAGCCCAGCCACGGAAACCGCCACCGAAACGGCAGCAACGCAUGCCGCGGCGCAGCUCGGAACAACGCGGAGCCCGGCCACGGAAACCGCCACGGAAAUGGCACCAACGCAAGCCAUGGCGCAGCUCGGAACGACACAGAGCCCUGCCAUGGAAACCGCUACAGAGAAGCAAGCCAUGGCGCAGCUGGGGACAACGCAGAGCUCUGCUACGGAAACCACCAUGGUGCAGCUUGAUAGGACACCAACGCAAGCCAUGGCGCGGCACCGAAAAAUGCAGAUCCCUGCCACGGAAACCACCUCAGAAACCGCCACAGCCAAGUACGAAAUCACACCAACGCAGGCCAUGGAGCAGAGCCCUCCCAUGGAGACUGUCAAGCUCAAAAUGACACCAAUGCAAGCCAUGGUGCAGCACGGAACAACACAGAGCCCCGCCACGGCACAGAACAGAACAACACAGAGGCACGUCACUGUGCAGCAUGAAACGACAACUGCGCACGCCACAGUGCAGCACCGAACAAUGCUGAGCCCAGUCACAGUACACCAGGAAACAAUACCGAGUCACACCAUGGCACAGCUUCAAACCGUGCAGAGUCAUGCCACGGGGCAGCAGAAACCAAUGCUGAGCCCUGCCACAGUGCAGCUUGAAACUACACAGAGCCCUGCCACAACACCGCACAAAGCAAUGCUGAGUAAUGUCACGCCGCAGUACGAAACGGCAAAGAGUCACACAAUGGAGUAUGACAUUACACCGGAGCAAAGUCGUGCCACUCACACCAUGCCGCAGCACGAAAUGAUGCAGGCUUGCAAGACUCCAGAGAAGCACGAUACAUCACAUCAUGACAUGGCACAGAGUCACACCACGUUGCACAACACGGCACAGCUUGAGAUGCUGCAGAAUCAUGCCAUUCAGCACCUUCUAACGGUACAGCAUGAAACAGCUCAAAGUCACAUCACACACCAGAGCGAAAUUCAGCAAUACAAGACAGAUAGUUAUGACACGAUGCAGAGUCACAAAUUGACACAGAACUGUGUGCUACCACAGCAAGAUGACAGAGAACUGAGCAGAAUGGCUCCACUCCAGUCAUCAAAUCAACAAGACAGUAGCACACUGAUCCAACAUGGCAGUGCGAUGCAGGGUACCACAGUACAAAGCUCAGCAACAUUACAAGACAAGCAUGUGCUGCAGAGCCAUGGAAAGCCAGACUCCGAUGGCAUUGUACAGAGCAAUGUGACUCUCAAACUGGACAGCAAAAUAACACAGCAAGGGUAUAAUGUGUCUCCUUCAUCGGAAACUCUACAAAGCCACCAAUCGCCACAGCAAUCCAACACCUUAAUGGAUACAGAGAGUCACACACCGAGCUAUGUACAAUCCCAGGAAGACAAUUCCACCACAUGUGUUGUGUCUCUUGCAAGGGACCGCAUUAAGCAGAGAAAUGUUUUGAAGAGUAACCUCUCAACCAGUAAUACGCCACCCGCAGAUGGUUGUGUUUCCGUUGCAUCGGGCGAUCUCCUACAGAAGGAUGUCACAGCAGCUCAGGACAAAGUUUUAACCAAUGUGAAAGGGGCCACCCAUGGGGAAUUGAUCCCAUCAUCUCCAAGCAAAACGAGUCAUGGCUUCAGUGAGCAGACUUUGGUGACAAAGGAAGAGCCACGCUGCACAAGUGGCAUGCUGCCUCACUCCUUCCCACAGGUAGCCCCAGCCUACGCUGGACAGGCUCCGUCUCACUCCUCCUCUGAGCUAUCUACUCUCACCACAGGAGAGGCACAGUCUUCCUCCACCUCAGAGGUAAACCCAGUCUCCCUCAAAGAGACUCCAUCUCACACCUAUCUGGUGGAAGCAUCCGUCUCCACCAGUGGCUCACCAUCCCACUCCAAUCCAGGGGCAGCACCACUCUCCACUGGUGGUAUUCCAGCCCGCUCAUCUCCAGGAGCCGCCUCAUUAUCUAGUACUGGGGCAUCAAAACUUUCUCCUGUCCGUGUCCACGAUCCUUCUAGUCCGCUUAGGAAUAAGUCCUCCAAACCUCCACUCCCUACUCCCCCCAGAUCUAAUUUAUACCCUGGCCCCCCUCCUUCCAUUGAUUCUGAUUCUUCCUUCCGCCAUGAAACAGCUUCGCUGGCCAGUUAUAGGUCAAAGCCUCAGGCUCCGGAUACACUCAGUUACUUGGACUCCGUGAGCCUAAUGUCUGGUACAAUGGAAUCUCUCUCCAUGCUUGACGAUGCCAGCUCGUUGGGUUCUGACUCUGAAAUCAAUGGUAUGACGUGUCGCAAGACCGAUAAGUAUGGCUUUCUAGGAGGAAAUCAGUACAGCGGGAAUGGGUGAGUGUGCUUUGUACUCUGUGUUUUUACAUGUAUGACAGUCUCAGCUCAGUGAGAAGUCUUUGCAAGGCAGGUGCUCUGGGCAAUUGCUGCCUCUUGAGUUUCUCCACUGAACUCAACAAACCAGGAAAUAGUGGAGCAGUAGACUGACAGUCAGGGGUGUAACUUCAGCAAGAUAAAGUGGUUUAGGUUUUUGUAGUGUUUCUUUAACACCUUAAGGACGGCGGGCGUUUUUUUAGGUGGUCCUAAACACCAGCGGGCGGCAUAGAACGUCCGCCGUCCUUUGUACUUACUGGAUCUCUGCCGUUCCACCAAUGGCGUGAUCCUGGGGACUGCCUGGGAGCUCAGGCAGUCCCCCUCAGCUGGAUCCUCGCGAUCACAUGGCUCAGCCGGAUCCUCGCGUUAAUCACAUGGCUGGAAUAGCCGGCUUAUGCAGUGCCUGCAUGGGACUGCCUGAGCUUUCAUGCUGUCCCCGUCAUGCUUGUAAAAACUUUGUAAAAGUUAUAAAACAGCUAUUAAGUAAAAAGUACUUAGAUCAUAUAUAUAAAAGUACUUUUAUAUACACGUACAUCAUUAAUAAAAGUAUAUUUAAAUAAUAUAUAUAAAAUUAUAUAUUUAUUAAAAUACUCUUAGAAUGAUGUUAAUUAUAUAUAUUAAAAAUAAUACAUUUUAAAAAAUUAUACACCAGUUUUAAUUUGUUCUAACUGGAUUUUGAUAUUAAUAUACAUACCGUAUUUUUCGCUCCAUAAGACGCACCUAGUUUUUAGAGGAGGAAACACAGAAAAAAAAUAUUCUGAACUGUUCCAUAGUGUUUCUUACUAUGGGACAGUUUGUUCAGAAUAUUUUUUUUUUCUCCCCUGUCCCAUAGUGUUCCUUACCACCCAUUCCCCUCUCCUGUCCCAUAAUGAUUUUUAACCCCCCUCCCCUGUCCCAUAGUUAUCGUUAAACCCCCCUCCCCUGUCCCAUAGUUAUCAUUAAACCCCCUCCUGUCCCAUAGUUAUGUUAAACCCCCUCCCUGUCCAUGGUUAUGGGUUAGAGCCCCUCCUGUCCCAUGGAUUAUUUUAACCCCCUUUUCUCUGUCCCAUAGUGAUUGUUAGCCCCUCCUCCCUUGUCCCACGGUGGGUCCCCUCCCCUUCUGUCCACGGUGGUCCCCUCCCCUUGUCCCACCGUGGUCCCCCCUCCCCUUGUCCCACCCGUGGUCCCCCUCCCUUGUCCACCGUGGUCCCCCCUCCCCUUGUCCCACCGUGGUCCCCCUCCCCUUGUCCACGUGGUCCCCCCUCCCUUGAUACAGUGGUCCUCCCCUUGUCCCACAGUGUAGUGCGUCCCCCCUCCCCUUGUCCCACAGUGGGGUCGUCCCCCCUCCCCUUGUCCCACAGUGGGGUCGUCCCCCUCCCCUUGUCCCACAGUGGGGUCCCCCUCCCCUUGUCCCACAGUGGGGUCGUCCCCCCUCCCCUUGUCCCACAGUGGGGUCGUCCCCCUCCCCUUGUCCCACAGUGGGGUCGUCCCCCUCCCCUUGUCCCACAGUGUCCCAUAAUUACUUACCUGUCUUGUAGCGUGGGCCGGCUUCACAGCGCGCUCCGCGGUACAGGAACUUCAAUUUCAGGUUCCGGUUUCCGGCGGGACUGAAAGGAAGUGUGCACACCGGAACCUGAAAUUGAAGUUCCUGUACCGGGCCGCGGCUGCACCAUUGCGUAAAAUGAAGUAAGCACUCUGAUGUCCAUAAGAUGCACAGACAUUUCCCCUCACUUUUGAAAAAUACGGUAUAUAUUAAAUUCAAAAUACAUUUAGAAUGACGUUCUAAAUACAUAUAUGUAUAUAUAAAUAAAAAUUAUUUUGUUUUAUAAUUCUUUUUUAUUCAAAUGUUUUCAAUACAUAUAUAAAAUAUCUCUUUCAAGCACAAUACAAUCACAUAACAAUGUAUUAACAAUUAUCAUAUUCACAUCAUACAAAGUUUGUUCUUAUACAUUUUAUAGCAUCAAAUUUGAAGGCCUUAUUAACAAAUUUGAGAUAAUUUACAUUAAUAUAUGUAUUUAUCUAAUAGUUCUUUGUAUGAUCUUCACUCAUCCUGGUUAAUCAUACAUAAAAUACACUCAUACCGCCGGUCUGUUCGGUUACAGAUGCUAUUACAAUGUAAAGGGAGUUGUAUAAUUUGUGGUAAACGUUUAUCAAAUGUUAUGUCAAGUCCAAACCUCUUAAAUUCCCACAUAUUUAAUCCAUCAAAAGUUAAUAUGUGUAACCAUACUAAAGAGAAAGUAGAAUCACUAUUAUAGAAAUCAAAAUUAUUUAUAUACAUAUAUAUUUAAAUUCUACAAAUAUACUUAUACAGUAUUUUUACAUAAUCCAAGUAAUUUUAUUAAUUACAAUUUGAGGGACCUGCCUGAAUACCCAAUUUGCCUCGCAAGCCCUAUAAUUAACACCAUAAAACCUGUACAUGGUGGGUACUGUUUUACUUGGGAGACUUCGCUGAACACAAAUAUUAGCAUUUAAAACCAGUAAAACAAAAAUAUUGAUAUCGUCAGUGAAAAUGCAGUUUUUUUUGCACUUUUCACACACACAAAUGGUACUUUCACUGACGAUAUAAUUGUUAUUAUACGUUUUACUAUUUUAAAACUCAUCGUGUUCUGUGAAGUCUCCCGAGUAUAACAGUACCCCCCAUGUACAGGUUUUAUGGUGUUUUCAUAAAUGACUGAGUUAAAUAUAAGGCUUGAAUUUCCUUUUUUUUCACAUUGAAAUUGCCCUGAUUGGUUACGUUGCCUUUGAGACAGUUUUUUUUUUUUUUAGCCCAGGAAUGAGAAUUACCUCCAUGAUGGCAUACUGUUUGCAAAAGUAGACCAUCCAAGGUAUUGCAAAUGGGGUAUGUCCAGUCUUUUUUAGUAGCCACUUAGUUACAAACACUGGCCAAAAUUAUCGUUCAAAUCGUUUUUUUGCAUUUUUCACACACAUACAAAUUAGAAUGCUAACUUUGGCCAGUGUUUGUGACUAAGUGGCUACUAAAAAAGACUGUGCUAUAUUUAAUCCUGUAACACCAUAAAACCUGUACAUAGGGGGUACUGUUUUACGCGUGAGACAUCGCUGAAUACAAAUAUGUGUAUAUUAUUGCAGUAACAGCUAACAGUAUUGUGACAUUCACAGUUAAAAUGCCAUGCAGAACUAAAAAAAAAAAGUCUGAUUUAUUUUUAUUUUAUUCAUAUUAAAUUAUGUUCAGUAGACAAAUAUUUGAUGUGACAUGAAAGCCCUGUUUCUCCUGAAUAAAAUGAUAUAUGAUAAGUGUGGGUGCACAUAAUAUGAAAGAUGUGAAUGACGCCUGAACAGACAUACCGCGCAAAUUCCAGGUUUUGUUUACGUUUGGUUUUGAUCACAACUUGUACAAUUGGCUCAGUCUUUAGGGGUUAAAGUACUCCUUUCCUUUUGCAGAGAGAGCAAUAUACCGGUGGAAAUUGCACGGCAGAGGGAGCUGAAGUGGUUAGACAUGUUUAAUCAUUGGGACAAGUGGCUGAGCCGACGCUUUCAGAAGGUGAGAGGCCACAGAAUGUAUGCUGAGGCUGCACAUGGUCUAAUUACAAAACGUUAAUAAAAGAAAUCAAUAAAAUUAAUAUUUAAGAACAUCAUUUACCUAAAAUAAAAGGACAUAAGGUGAGGGAGUGUGCAGAGUGAUUCUGUAGAGAAAUUAUGUCAGGUACCUGUUUUGCCUUCCAGCGGGCAUGUUAAAACGGCAGUCUAAGAAAUAUAUUACAGCACUCUGUAGCUAAUGCUGAAUUGGGUCCCCUGAAAAGUGACUGGCCCCAUCUCAGCUGCAUUGAUAAUGCAAAAUCACCACUUCCCCAUUUUCAAUGUCAGUUUUGUCCAACCUGGAUAGCAGCGACUAUUUUAUAAUAUACAAUUCCUAAAGAAUUUAAUAUGAAACUGACUGGUGCCAGAAGACCCUGUGCAGCAUAGCUAGUACAGUGUGUUAUAGCAGCUAGGUCGGUUGGCGUAGUUAAAUAGUCAUCCUCUGAUUGCUGAUUCUCUGCUUUUAAUAACAGGUAAAGCUCAGAUGCCGAAAAGGCAUACCAUCUUCCCUGCGCUCAAAGGCCUGGCAACUCCUCUCCAAUAGCCAUGAUCUGUUGCUCAAAAACCCUGGCAAAUUUGAGGUAAGACACUAAGGGAAGAGUAGCAGGUAAAGACAUCAGGCUGAGAGACAGGUAGUGUGGGGAAGGGGAUGCCAGACAGUGGGGGGGCCCCCCAGACAAUGGGAAGCAUGCGGAAGGGCACUCAACAUUGGGAGGCAUACAGAGGGGCACCAGUCCUGCAGAAGUGGAGGGGUCGCCAGACUGUGUGUGGUGAGGUUGGGAGCUGGACAGUGCGAGGUGAGGUUGGGAGCUGGACAGUGCGAGGUGGGGUUGGGAGCUGGACAGUACGAGGUGGGGUUGGGAGCUGGACAGUACGAGGUGGGGUUGGGAGCCCCAGACAGUGUAAGGGAUGAAGGGGUAGGGUGUGCAUUACACAAUGCAGAGCAGAAUUGUGUUACGCACAUGGGAAGUUAUAUUUCUAAGUCUUUGGGGAUGCAAGAAUGACAGUAAUUCAUUUUCUCUCCCCUUUGCAGGAGAUGGAGAGGCAGCCUGGGGACCCCAAGUGGCUUGAUGUGAUUGAAAAGGAUCUACACAGACAGUUUCCUUUUCAUGAAAUGUUCGCAGCCCGUGGAGGCCAUGGGUGAGUUUCCGAGCGAGAAAGGAGAUCUGUCAGAAAGUGAUGAGAUGUGGGCAGUUUUGGUAAAGACUAUGUAGCAUCAGGCAAAGGAGAUGGCUCAUUAAUUGUCUUGUUAUUUCGAUAUGGGUUGCUAGUGUGAAAGGUGCGCAUAAAAGGUAGGGCAGGGAAGGAGCAGCACAUGAUCCAGAAGUGGAGUUUUGGAUGACGGAAAAGUGACGGAGCAACAUGCCAAAAAAAGAGUGAGCAGCAGAAGAGGCUGAGUCUUGUUGGGAGAUGAUAGCGGAGCGGAGUAUGACAUCAGACAGAGGAGAUGACGGUAGGGCAGAGUAUGGCAUCAGACAGAGGAGGUUGGGCAGAGUAUGGUGUGACAAAUGCCCCUAGCCACAGGAGUUUGCCACGAGCUCCUGGAGGAGCCUGCUUGCCAGCCUCCUGCCCAAAGACUAUGGGUCCCGCAGGGAAACCUGUAAAAGAUUUCCCCUAUGCUGUUCAUGAACUGAACCGCCACGAGAUAUUGGGCGGCCAUCUUGUUUGUACGAGUGCAGGCAGCGGUGUUUGGUCGUCGACUUCCUGGAAAUGAAGACGGACACUAAAACUCCCAAACACCACUGGACUUCCAUAAUCGCCUGCGUUCGGUGUUAUAUAACUUAGUUCGGUUGGAUCGUUCGUCUGGAUGAAGGGAACAAGCUCCAUGUCAAUGGAUUCUUUUCGGUAGUUUGUUCUCUUUUAAGCUACCAAACUUGACCGACUGCUACCACUUUUUGCCUGGAACUAUUUUGGGCGGGAGCCUCGUGUGCGGUUGGUCAAACUAUGACUUCCAAGAGAAUCCCGAACCCCUGAAAUGAUCUGGGUGAUUUUUGGAUAUGUUGGUCACCCAGAUCGGGGCUAUCAGGGGAUAUAACUUUUGUGGGGUCUUCAUGUAGUUUUAAAGGUACUUUUGGAGUGUCUGUGAAAUGUGUGUUUAUUGUGCCCAGAGAUAAUUGAGUUUUGUGCAGGUCCUGUCUCCAUUAUCUCCCAGGCAUAGGGGAGUGAUUAUGUAGUUUGUGUGGGAGUGUCAGGGGCAUGCUUAACGGUGUAUGAAAUUGUAUAAAAGCAGGCCAUUUGGCCAGAUUAAAACAUCCCAGCUUGUACUCCCAGAACUAUGUGUCGUCUGGUUACUGGGAGGGGAAAGGGCUAAUAACUAAUCACUGUUCCAGUGUGGAGGAUUCAACGGGGAAAGUCCUUGUAAGGACUAGAGCUCCCAGGACUGAGUGUCAUCCAGUGCCUGGGGGUGGAUAGAGAGAGUUCCCCAUUCGGCUUCAGCAGGGAGCUUUCCAGGGCCCCAGUCAAGCCACGACGACUGUGGGCAGAAGUGCUGCUGUUUGUCCCCUGUUCCAGCUAGGAAGCGGUCCUUGGUGGAGGUACCCAGCCAUGGGUACAGGGAGCUCCGUUACAUUUGGCAUCAGAGGAGGUUUAGCGGAGUAUGACAUCAGACAGAGGAGAUGAUGGUGGGGUAGAGUAUGACAUCAGACAGAGGAGAUGAUGGUGGGGCAGAGUAUGAGAGAAGAGGUUGAGCCUGUGGGCGGCUGUCCUAGUUGUGCUGCUUUCCUUUUACUCUCUGCUUCAAUGUGGAUUGUUCAGGAGAAGCCAAGAAGGGAAUGUCUUGUUAAUGAGAGUUGAAUUCUUAAUAUUUGGAUUGUAUUUUGUCGCCCUUACAGGCAGCAGGAUUUGUUCCGUAUCCUGAAAGCUUACACGAUUUAUCGCCCAGAGGAGGGUUACUGCCAGGCUCAGGCCCCUGUUGCAGCUGUGUUACUAAUGCACAUGCCAGCUGAGGUCAUUACAUGCCACCUCAGCUCCUAUACCCUGACUCCCACUACCCCAGCUCCUCGACCCUGACGUCCACUACCUCAGCCCCUCGACCCUGACGCCCACUACCUCAGCCCCUCGACCCUGACGCCCACUACCUCAGCUCCUCGACCCUGACGCCCACUACCUCAGCCCCUCGACCCUGACGCGCCCACUACCUCAGCCUCCUGACGAGCCUCCCUGACGCGCCCUCACCCUGGACAGCUGCACUACCUCAGACCCUGGACCCUGCCUACCUCAGCCCGCCACUACCGACCCUGGACGCCCUAGCUCUCAUAAGCCUACUCUCACCCUGACGCCCACUACCUCAGCCCCUCGACCCUGACGCCCACUACCUCAGCCCCUCGACCCUGACGCCCACUACCUCAGCCCCUCGACCCUGACGCCCACUACCUCAGCCCCUCGACCCGGACGCCCACUACCUCAGCCCCUCGACCCGGACGCCCACUACCUCAGCCCCUCGACCCGGACGCCCACUACCUCAGCCCCUCGACCCGGACGCCCUCUACCCCAGCUCCUUCCCUACUGCUCCCAACCCAGCUCAUCUUCCAUGACUGCUCCCAACCCAGCUCAUCUUCCAUGACUGCCGCUAUCCCAGUUCCUCUAAGCUAACUCCCACUACCCCAGUGCUUUCUUCCUAACCCAGCUCCUUUUAGUUUGUUGGUUAUGUAGGGCCUCUCUCAGCCACUGAUUUGGUGUUUCUUUCCUCCAGCAAGCCUUCUGGUGCCUUGUUCAGAUCUGUGACAAGUACUUGCCAGGAUAUUACAGUGCCGGCCUGGUACGUUAACCACUAUAAUACACCACCAUGUCUGUGACAAAGUAAUCUCGACAUCACAGGCUCUUUUUGAUUUUGUUCCCACAGGAAGCAAUCCAGCUGGAUGGGGAGAUCUUCUUUGCCCUCUUGCGUAGAACUUGUCCGAUGGCCUAUCGGCACCUCAAAAAGUUCAAGAUUGAUCCCAUUCUUUAUAUGACAGAGUGGUUUAUGUGCAUCUUCUCUCGCACCCUUCCAUGGGCUUCUGUCCUUCGUGUUUGGGACAUGUUCUUCUGUGAAGGUCAGUGUGUGUAGCACACAGUAUGAGGGAGGCUCGUAUAACAGGCACACACUGACAUUACUGGGGAACAGUGUAUGAGGGGGCUUGCAUUGAUGACACACAUUUUUCUCUCUGACAUAGGGGUGAAGAUUGUGUUUCGUAUUGGCCUGGUGUUACUGAAACAUACACUGGGAUCGGUGGACAAGCUUCGGAGCUGUCAAGGAAUGUAUGAGACAAUGGAGAAAUUGCGCAGUCUGCCUACACAUUGCAUGCAUGAGGACAUUCUGCUCCCAGAGGUCAGGCUGAUGUCCUCUCUGCACCGUACCUGCUUCAUGCAUCAUUUUCCCCAUAAUCCAUAUAUUUUGCCACACUGUGUGUUUUACCAUAAUCCAUAUACUUUGUCACAUUCUCUGUUUUACCAUAAUCCAUAUAUCUUCCCACAUUCUGUUUUUUACCAUAAUCCAUAUAUCUUCCCACAUUCUGUGUUUUACCAUAAUCCAUAUAUCAUUCUGUGUUUUACCAUAAUCCAUAUAUGUUGCCACACUCUGUGUUUUACCAUAAUCUAUAUAUCUUCCCACACUCUGUGUUUUACCAUAAUCCAUAUAUGUUGCCACACUCUGUGUUUUACCAUAAUCCAUAUAUCUUCCCACACUCUGUGUUUUACCAUAAUCCAUAUAUCUUCCCACAUUCUGUUUUUUACCAUAAUCCAUAUAUUCUGUGUUUUACCAUAAUCCAUAUAUCUUCCCACAUUCUGUGUUUUACCAUAAUCCAUUCUGUGUUUUAUAUCUUCCCACACUCUGUGUUUUACCAUAAUCCAUAUAUCUUCCCACACUCUGUGUUUUACCAUAAUCCAUAUAUCUUCCCACACUCUGUGUUUCAGCGUAAUUCCUGGGUUUCUUUGCACUGUAUUUUUUUAGUGUAUCCUCAUUCUUCCUUGUGGUGUAUAAAUAUAUAUUAUUUUUUUUUGCCCAAUCCUUGUGUCUUCCCAUGCUGUAUGUUUUUGUGUCAUCGCCAGAAGUUUUUUUUGUAUGUUUAUCUUAAUUGGAUUUAGUCCUGACUUUCACUGGAAAACUUUGAAGUUUCUUCAUACUUUGACUAUUCUUACCUACACUGAUUCUCUUUUUCUCUAGGUGAGCUCUCUCCCUGUCACAGAUGCUCUGAUAGAACGUGAAAGCAAUACGCAGCUGCGCAAAUGGCGAGAAAAUCGUGGAGAGCUACAAUAUCGACCAUCCCGUAGGAUGCAUGGGGCCCGCCACCUUCAUGAAGAGAAAGUGCGUCUUAAUCCAGCCCUCAGUGGCAGCCGGCUCAGCCUCUCAAGUCUUAUGCGACCUUCUCCUCCCUCCACACCUACCCUGGUUACACAUCCUGGGUCUGUGGUAGUGUCAGAAGGCCUUCGGCCAGCGUUGCCAUCUCCCACAUCCAACAAGGCUCCACUUGGACCACCAAAAGCAGAGAAUAAGAAGGUAAAAGAGAAACAAAGGGAAGAAGAUAAAAGACGUGAGAAAGAAGAGAGAGAAAAGAGGGAGCGUGACAAAAAAAGAGAAAAGGAGGAGAGAGAGAGAGAAAGAAAGAGAGAAAAGGAAAGGGAGAAAGAGGAGAAGCGAGCACUGAAAGAGAGAGAGAAGACGGACGCUAAACUGAAGAAAGAACGCAAGUUUUCCUUCAGACGAAAAGAACAGUCUUCCCCUGCGUCUGACCUGCCUCAGAAAAGUGGCAAAGGCUCAGCAGACGGUGAAGAGGGGGCAGUUCAUGACACCUAUUUCUGAAAGGAACUUUCCACUCUCAUUGAAUCGGGGGUCUUGCGUUGAAAAGCAGAAGAUUGGGGAGGGGGGACUCUAUUAAUGGUUGCAAUUUUGUCUUGUGUAAAAAGGCAUUCCUCUACCCUAACAGUUAUUCAGCACUAAUGUGUGCCAUCCCCCCACACCCCUCCUGGGAACUGUGAUAUUCAUAGGAAGGCACUCCAGGUGCUGAACAUUAUGGGAUAUUAAAGGGAGCGGAUGAUUGGACAGGCAAAGGAAAAUACUUCCCCAGGACAAAUGGCGAGAGGGCUACUGGAUAUGCAUGUAUCAAGCAGUACCGAUUGGAUGGAGAUGAACUGGCACUUCCUGUAGGGAAAUAGGCAGAUGAUUGGACAGAUUGGAGCGGAUACCUCCCACUAGGAGUGAGGAAGCAGGAAGGGGACAUAUUAAGGGUGCAGAGCAUCUUUACGGAUGGGGGUGUUGUGUUCUCUGUUUGUUGAUUUUUGAUUAUUACAGAAAUUGAGAUCUCUAUCAUAGGAAACCCACAUGGCCGGUCUGUAUCUCAUUAAUAUCCCAGCAGCCCCUGUGUUCUCAAUCAGUGUUUACAUAGCUUUAUGCAGUGUGUCGUGGCAGCAAAGCUCAGCAUACACAUUGGCUUCUUCACCCCGCUUAAGCACAAACACGUAGUAUAAUGCCCAACACUCAUACACCCAGCAUGCUCUGCUACUGACUUUUACACAUAUUAUGGCAGGCUCCCACCCACACCCAGCAUGCUCUGCUACCGACUUUUACAUAUAUUAUGGCUGGCUCCCACACACACCCAGCAUGCUCUGCUACCGACUUUUACACAUAUUCUGGCAGGCUCUGCUACCGACUUUUACACAUAUUAUGGCAGGCUCCCACACACACCCAGCAUGCUCUGCUACCGACUUUUACACAUAUUAUAGCAGGCUCCCACACACACCCAGCAUGCUCUGCUACCGACUUUUACUAAUAUUAUGGCUGGCUCCCACACACACCCAGCAUGCUCUACUCUCCCAUGCACCCAGCAUGCUCUGCUACCGACUUUUACACAUAUUAUGGCUGGCUCCCACACACACCCAGCAUGCUCUGCUACCGACUUUUACACAUAUUAUGGCUGGCUCCCACACACACCCAGCAUGCUCUGCUACCGACUUUUACACAUAUUAUAGCUGGCUCCCACACACACCCAGCAUGCUCUGCUACCGACUUUUACUAAUAUUAUGGCUGGCUCCCACACACACCCAGCAUGCUCUACUCUCCCAUGCACCCAGCAUGCUCUUCUCCCGACUCUUAUACAUAUUAUAUCUGGCUCUCCCAUGCACCCAGCAUGCUCUGCUACUGACUUCUACACAUAGAAUGCUUACUCUGCUUUCCAACACACCUACACACAGAGUGCUGUGCUAUAUGCCAUGCAGCCCUCCCUCCCUGUACCUGUCUGUGUUUACAGCCUGCCCGCCAUUGUGGGCCCAGCUCCAAGAAGUGAAAGUCAUAGUGUCUUGCUUACUUCUGUUCGCUGCAUGUUUAUAGUGCACACUCCAACCCCUCCGCACACAUUUCAGGUAUUUCUUUCUAAUUUGUAUAUAUUUUGGUCAAGCAUCUUUCUCGUUUUUAAAUAACGCCCUCUACAUUUAUGUACUGUAUUCAGAAAUCUCAGCACUAACAACCCCUGACUUGCAGAGCGCCAAUAACUGUACCUGAGAACAAGCAUGUGCGCUGUGUAUUAAUCUCGGUGUGAGAGAGGCCACGUGUGUGCUGAGUUUACUCACGCACUGUCACGUCUGUGUGCUUGCUUGUUGUGCUGUGCGUGGACUCCUGCUUUGCAGCACUGUUUGCUUUGCAUUGCUCUGUGGACUCCUGCUUUGCCGCUCUGCAUUGCUCUGUGGACUCCUGCUUUGCCGCUCUGCAUUGCUCUGUGGACUCCUGCUUUGCCGCUCUGCAUUGCUCUGUGGACUCCUGCUUUGCCGCUCCGCAUUACUCUGUGGACUCCUGCUUUGCAGCCCUGCUUGUUUCGCAUUGCUCUGUGGACUCCUGCUUUGCCGCUCUGCAUUGCUCUGUGGACUCCUGCUUUGCUGCUCUGCAUUGCUCUGUGGACUCCUGCUUUGCCUGCUUCGCAUUGCUCUGUGGACUCCUGCUUUGCCGCUCCGCAUUACUCUGUGGACUCCUGCUUUGCAGCCCUGCUUGUUUCGCAUUGCUCUGUGGACUCUGCAUUGCUCUGUGGACUCCUGCUUUGCCUGCUUCGCAUUGCUCUGUGGACUCCUGCUUUGCCGUUGCCACAUUGCUCUGUGGACUCCUGCUUCUGCAGCCCUGUUCCACAUUGCUCUUUGGACUCCUGCUUUGCAGCCCUGCUUGUUUCGCGUUGCUCUGUGGACUCCUGCUUUGCCGCUCUGCAUUGCUCUGUGGACUCCUGCUUUGUCAUUCCACAUUGCUCUUUGGACUCCUGCUUUGCAGCCCUGCUUGUUUCGCAUUGCUCUAUGGACUCCUGCUUUGCCGCCCGCGUUGCUCUGUGGACUCCUGCUUUGCCGCCCGCGUUGCUCUGUGGACUCCUGCUUUGCCGCUCCGCAUUGCUCUGUGGACUCAAUGUCUGUUGCUCUGCUCAUUUAUUUCUCCAAGCUUGUUUUUUCCAGGAAUGCGUCAGUUUUCAAUUCUGUGCUUGUACCUAGUCCCCUUGUCUUUUUGUUUGCCCUGUGCACUAUGUGUAAGGGCAUCAUCAGUAUGCUCUUGCAGCCGAAGGAUGAACCCCACGGCCUCCGUAAAUGGGUGGCCUCGGAGAGUGUUACGGCAUUAUUAGUCUAUCAACUUUAUGUAUAUUGGUGUGCUGCGCAUGGCACCGCUCUGCUUACUGUGCAGCUAGAUGCAAUGCUGUGCUGCACAUUAUGCUGUGUGUCUGAUACAGACUGUUCUUCAGGGCACGUCAGCCUCUCUUGCACUGAUAAAUAGAACUGGAUCAUUUUAAUAUUCUGUAUUUGUUAGGGAGAAUUUGAGGUGCAGAUUGCAAUGGGGGUUUCCCUAUAUUACUGUUCCUCUUUUCUCCCAAUUACAUAAUUACAAACGUUAAACCCUGAGCAGAGUUUGUGGUCUGUUGUGCUGUGUACACUGUGGGGUUUCCUGGGUGGGCAGCGGGUGAAUGCACUGUGCAGAGCUGAAUAGGUGGGCAGCGGGUGAAUGCACUGUGCAGAGCUCAAUGCAGGGAUGGUGAGGAAGACCUUUCUUUAGGUUUUCUGUUUUUAGGUAUCUUUCUGGCAUCUUCUUUAUUUUUAGGGAUAUUCAGUACAAUACAAGAGGUGACCGUGCAGGACCAGACAAAUAACUGUAGUAUAUGCUGGACAGUGAGAGAAUAUAGAUGAUAGGAAUUUAACAUUUGGUUCAUACAUAUAUUUCUAGAUCUUACACUAGUAAUACUAUCACUGUCAAAGCAGGUCCCAGCCUGUGAUGCAGUUUAAUGUCAGUAAGACAAGUUAGAAUAUAUUGCUAUUGGAUACGUGUGGCUGAAUAAUAAGGGUAACUAACACUAUCCGGCUGCCCUGUUAGAGAGAGUAGUAGAGGUGGGUUAUUGAAAGUGGUAUAGGUAGGUAGCCUAGGUUGGGUUAUUGAAAGGAGUAGAGGUAGGUAGCCUGGGAAGGGGGCAGGGUGGACUAUUGAAAGGGGUAGAGGUAGAUACCCUCGGAAGGGAUAGAAGUAGGUUGUUGAAAGGGGUAGAGGUAGGUAGCCUGGGGAGGGACAGAGGCGGGUUGUUGAAAAGGGUAGAGGUAGGUAGCCUGGGGAGGGAUAGAGGCGGGUUGUUGAAAAGGGUAGAGGUAGGUAGCCUGGGAAGGGGCAUGGUGGGUUAUUGGGAGGGGUAGAGGCAGGUCU